AUGGGAAGGGGAAAAGGGGCCCGCAACUCCAAUGAUGAUCCCUCAAUAGCUUGUUCCCAGCUACAUGAAAUCGGUUUCAUUCAUCGUGAUGUGAAGCCAUGCAACUUUGCCGUGUCGACAUCUCAUCCUAGAAUCAUACAUGUUUUCGAUUUUGGUGAGAUCAUAAACACCCUACUUCUAACCUCAAAUAGGUUUCUUUUCGCGGCACCCUUCGAUAUUGCUCUUUAUCUGUGCAUAAAGGACAAGAACAGGUAA
Molecule: messenger RNA, 255 nt
Organism: Strongylus vulgaris
Lineage: Eukaryota; Metazoa; Nematoda; Chromadorea; Rhabditida; Strongylidae
Source: the annotation of a GenBank genome assembly